Molecule: messenger RNA, 1548 nt
Organism: Cotesia glomerata
Lineage: Eukaryota; Metazoa; Arthropoda; Insecta; Hymenoptera; Braconidae
Gene: PGAP3
Product: post-GPI attachment to proteins factor 3
Exons: 6
Coding region: 499-1473 (324 amino acids)
Biological process (GO): GPI anchor biosynthetic process
Cellular component (GO): endoplasmic reticulum membrane
Molecular function (GO): hydrolase activity, acting on ester bonds
Source: RefSeq, a predicted model, not a curated record
AGUCGCGUCAUUGGCGUAAGCUUGGGUUUAUUCGACUAAACCGUCUUAAUGUGUUAAAAUAUGUCAGUUAAACUUAAUAGAUAAAUAACUCAGUAAUAAUUUUAUCAAGUUCAAAGUGCAGCGCAAAAUUGAAACAAAUGGUUUUAUCAUUAUCCUGAAAUUUAUUCGGCAGAAAUAAAAAACGUUGUAAAAGAUUCAUUAUUUCUAAAGUCACGGUUGAAAACACAGAUUUAGUAUACGUAACUGUAGAUAGGGGACAGGGUUCCUCUGAUACACUACUGACGUAAAAAUACAAAACAUGUGUACGUUGUGUAAUCUGUAAUAAUUGAUAAAUAUCAAAAGUAAUAAAAUACUAAGAAAAUUAUCAAGAAAUAACUAACAUGGAUUUAAUUAACACUUGAAGAUUUUUCUAUUUAUAAAAUAAUGACGAUGCUAACAAGUUAAAUAUAUUUUCUUUUAUUAACUAGAUCUCUUAAAAUUUUUGUAAAAUAAUAUUUGAUGAGUAAAAUGACAAAUUUUUAUUUAUUUUUAUUAAUAAAUGCAUUUAUUUACACAAUUGUAUCGGCUUCCACGGGCGACAGGUCCCAGUUUUAUAGACAGUGUUUAAUUGUUUGUUAUUCUACUAGUUGUAAACACAAUGUUGAAUUUGAAGUUGUUUCCUUUGAAAAUGGUGGAUUCUUAUCCUGGUCAUGCGAAGAAAACUGCCGGUAUGAUUGCAUGUGGGAAACUGUUAAUCAUUUUAUUGAUCACGGUCAUCACGUACCACAGUUUCAUGGCAAGUGGCCAUUUAUUAGAAUGUUUGGAUUCCAAGAACCAGCUUCUGUAAUAUUUUCAAUUCUUAAUUUCUACGCUCACGUUAUGAUGUACCGAAAAUUCCGCCGAGAAAUAAAAUCCUCCAUGCCUAUGUCUUUAGUAUGGACUUAUUUCACCGUUGUUUGUCUGAAUGCUUGGUUUUGGUCGGCAGUAUUCCAUGCAAGAGAUAAACCAUUCACCGAAGUAAUGGAUUACUCUUGUGCAUUUACGAUGGUGAUAACUCUCCUCUUCUGUAUGCUGACAAGAAUAUUUCAUAAAAACAAUAAGAUACUUGCUGUGAUAACUUUUGGAUAUAUUUGUAUGCUCGUCACUCAUUUGUCUCAUCUGUGGUCUGGAAGCAUUAAUUAUGGAUACAACAUGAAAAUAAAUAUUUUUUUUGGAUUUUUGACGUUUCUUAUCACGAUGAUUUGGUGGUAUCGUAAUUCUUCAAAACUUCCUCAUUCUUAUCUUAUCGGCUGGUUUACGAUCUUGACUGUGGCGGUUACUCUAUUAGAAGUAGCUGAUUUUCCACCGAUAUUUUGGACCCUUGAUGCUCAUGCCCUUUGGCAUGCUUCUACCGCUCCGCUUGUUUAUUUAUUAUACAAAUUUAUGAUCUCAGACUGUCAUUAUUUAAGAAAGCAAUAUAGUUAUCAGGUAAUAUCAGACAUUCACAUUGACUAAUAAGUAGAUUAAAUAAUAAUCAAUUUUUUUUUUUUAAAUAAUAGACAUUUGUAGGUAGAAAAUCAAUAAAAACAA